GGUCCAAAUAGUUAAUAGACUCUAGAGGAGAAGAUAUCGACCCUACAUGGACAUGUCCAUUACUCCAUUUGUACACUUACAAAAGUAAAAAACUUGCAAUAAAUUAUAAAAACACUUUUCGCAAUCUUAGCGUACGAUAUAAAAUUAGCAUCAACCCUUAAUAAGUUAGGAGUACUCCAAACAACACAACAUAACCCAGCUUAUUUUUAGUUUAUCGUCUUCCCUGCCCCUUAAAACUUGCUUCUUCCCACACUUUUGCUUUAUGUCCUACUCUCUCUCUCUCUCUCUAUCUCUUCCUCCAUAACCAAAAAGCUUUAUUACAUCACCUUCUUCCCCCCACUAUUCCUUUUUAUCUCUAAAACACUGCCAAAUCUCGUUCACACUCGACUGAGUCGACUCAGCACCGCCCAACACCAUCACUCGGUCACCGACUUCAUAAAAAACAAAAAAAGAACAAUUUUGGUUUAAUUCAUACAAUUUUCAGUUUGUUAUGAGAAGAAGGUAAGCUGAAGCUGAAUGUCUAUGAAGACAUUAAAAUCAUGGAGAUGGUUGCCUAGAAAGAAGACCGCUCUAUCUGAUGGGGGACCACAUGGAGCACAUGGAUGCAGGAUGAGCCAACUAGCUUUCAUGGCAUUUGUAUGUAUAGCGAUGAUGUUUAUUGUGUACAGAACAACAAACUAUCAGUAUCAACAAACGGAGAUGGAUGCUAAAAGACACCCCUUUGAUAGCAUAGAGACAAAGACAUUGGAGUUGGAUAAUUUACCUCGAGGCAUAAUUCAAGCAAGAUCUGAUUUGGAAAUGAAACCUUUGUGGUCUCGUUCUAAGCCGAAGGUUGACGAUUCUAGUAGUCAUAACUUACUUGCAAUUGCUGCUGGUAUUAAGCAGAAGAAUAAUGUUAAUUCUAUAGUUCAGAAGUUUCUUGCAGAAAAUUUUACUAUUAUACUAUUUCAUUAUGAUGCCAAUAUGAACAGCUGGUGGGAUUUAGAUUGGAGUAAUAAGGCCAUUCAUAUAGCUGCACAUAAUCAAACUAAAUGGUGGUUUGCAAAACGUUUCCUACACCCGGAUGUUGUUUUUGUUUAUGACUACAUAUUUUUAUGGGAUGAAGACCUAGGAGUGAGACACUUUCAUCCGAGAAGGUACUUGCAAAUUGUGAAAUCCGAGGGAUUUGAGAUAUCUCAGCCUGCUCUGGACCCCAACUCAACUGAAAUACAUCAUCGUAUUACAAUUCGUAAAAAGACAAAGAUGUUCCACAGGAGAAUUUAUGAUUCCAGGGGUUUUACAAAAUGUACAAGUUCUAGCACGGGGCCGCCAUGCACUGGGUGGGUUGAAGGUAUGGCCCCUGUGUUUUCGAGGUCAGCUUGGCGUUGUACUUGGCAUCUUAUGCAGAAUGAUCUUGUUCAUGGCUGGGGAUUGGAUAUGAAGCUCGGUUAUUGUGCGCAGGGAGACAGGACAAAGAAGGUAGGCAUCAUUGAUAGUGAAUAUGUUGUUCAUCAAGGCAUACAAACUCUUGGCGGUUCAUCAGCUAAAAAGGUGCCAAAAACAGAACACACCACAAAGGCAAAGCAGAAACGUCAAGGCGUCGAUACUCGUGUGCAGAUUCGCAGGCAAUCAACGCUCGAGCUCAAAAUAUUCAAAAAGCGGUGGGAGAAAGCUGCCGAGGAGGAUAUUACUUGGGUGGAUCCAUAUCUGGAAAGUAGUAGCUGGUUGAACCUUUUCUCUAGAAGUAAAAAAUCAAGAGGGAAAAAAAUUUGGUAGCAUAAUGUUUAUAUCGGCUGUGAAUAACGAGUUCUUCAACAUAGGUUGCUAAUUGUUAUAGACAUUCCCAUAUCGCCUUGUAGCUUAGAAAUUCACAUGCUCAUAGUCGCCCCUUACAUCAUGUACCUUUGUAAUUCUGUUGCUGUGCAUUUACAGGAUAUAAUCAAUCAAUCUUUUAUUUUGGUUUCGUUUUUGUAAAGACCUUCAUAUUCCGUUCAAAUCUUAGUCAAUUUAAAUUUGGGAAAGUAGAUGGAGAAUCGAUGUUUCGUGAGGAGCAUGAAAGGAUUAGUUGGUCGUAUAUAAUCAGAUUCAUCUUCUUCGUCCUUGUGGAUAGAGAUCUGGUUUGUCGUUAUGUUAAACUAUUAUAAUUUACCAUCAUUUUUGCAAAGGAAAUUUUAAUGUUCAUACAAAAAAAUUAGUGAUAUUUUAUUUACUUCCAAAGAUCAAUACUAAAAGGUUGUAGUAUUGUGUUGUAUUCAAAUUCAACAAAUAGUGUAUUAUUAUGAUGAUUUAUUAUUUUAAUACCUAAUCAAUAUGUCCUUUUUCAAAAAACUACCUUAUUUAAAUGUUCUAGCAAAAAACUAUCUAAUGUAACACAAAAGUUUGCAAAUGACUAUCAGUUAACGGUUGUCGUAUAUUGACCGUUAACUUUACACUUUGACCAACACGUGGCGUAUCACGUGUAUCACGUGAGUAAUUAAAAUACUCUUCUUCCAUCAAUGCUUCUGACGAAAGAUACAACCUACAUAGAUAUAUUUAUUAUUCCUUCCUUUUCCAUAUAUACUUUCUCUCCCAUCCUCCUCUUUACUUUCUCUACAUUAAUUGCAUCUCAUUUAAAUCCUCCCCUAUAAUGGUAUGUAUAACUUCUCAAUUAUGGUUUUCUAGUUCAUCCUUAUAUUUUAGGGUUAAUCUUCAUUUUUUUCGUUUAAGCAUUUGAUUGUCCGAUUGCUACAUUUUUUUUCUUCUUAAUUUGAUGUUUUUUAUCUUGCACUUUGUGAAUUGAUUGUUUAAGAACCAAUGUACUUUGUUUAAGACUCCGUAAAAAUUGGAUCUCAAGUGUUAUGCCUAAUGUUAAGUGUAUGUGUAUGUGUUAAAUCUAAAAGUGUUGAUUAGUGUUGUUGAUUAGUGUUGUUUAUUAGUGUGGGAAUGAGUAUACUGUUGAUUAGUGUUGUGUAUGUGAUGCUAGUGCUGUGUAUGUACAUGUUCAUUGCUGUUGUAUCAGUGAGUCAUUGCUGUUUUGAGUAUGCUGCAGUUGAUUGGUGCAGCAAGUAAGCAGUACAAUCAGUGUGUCAAAUUUUGCAGCAAGCAAUCAGUAUACUGCUCUGGAUUAGUGCAGCAAGCAGCAAAAAGCAAGCAAUCAGUGUGUUAAAUCACAUUGUUGUGUAUCAGUCUUGAAAUCCAUUUCAUGUUCAUGUUAAAUUAGUGGAGCAAGCAGCAAAAAGCAAGCAAUCAGGGUAUAACAGUCUUGAAAUCAGUAUAUAGCAAAUAGCAAACAACAAGCAAUCAGUGUAUCAGUUUUGAAAUCCAUUUCAUGUUCAUGUUAAAUUGUGUAUCAGUCUUGAAUUAGUGUUUUGUUAGUAUGUGAUUGAAGAUGCAACAGUGUAUGUGAUUGAAGAUGCAACAGUGUUAGUGGAGAUGAAUCAUCGUUUAUUAAUAGUUCAACAAAAUGAUUUCUAGUCA
Molecule: messenger RNA, 3435 nt
Organism: Amaranthus tricolor (Joseph's coat)
Lineage: Eukaryota; Viridiplantae; Streptophyta; Magnoliopsida; Caryophyllales; Amaranthaceae
Exons: 16
Coding region: 517-1755 (412 amino acids)
Source: RefSeq, a predicted model, not a curated record